This is a messenger RNA of Archocentrus centrarchus (flier cichlid), 4964 nucleotides long. RefSeq names its product phosphatidylinositol-binding clathrin assembly protein-like. Gene Ontology annotation, biological process: clathrin-dependent endocytosis; synaptic vesicle budding from presynaptic endocytic zone membrane; clathrin coat assembly. Gene Ontology annotation, molecular function: SNARE binding; 1-phosphatidylinositol binding; phosphatidylinositol-4,5-bisphosphate binding. Gene Ontology annotation, cellular component: extrinsic component of presynaptic endocytic zone membrane; synaptic vesicle; clathrin-coated pit. NCBI's taxonomy places the organism in Eukaryota, Metazoa, Chordata, Actinopteri, Cichliformes, Cichlidae. The transcript is spliced from 19 exons. Bases 608 to 2338 code for a protein of 576 amino acids. The record is from RefSeq and is a predicted model, not a curated record.
GGAAGGACAAUGCUACAGCCUGUGUCUUUGAAAAAAUUAGUCUUCAGUCAUGGUGAUGCCGCAUAGAUUUAAUAAUCAUCACCGGCCGUCUUUCGAUCCUUGACAUCGCUAUUUCAGAUUCAGUGUUCGCACGGACUCUCUCCGCCGGCAUUUCACCCUUGGCAGCAUCUAUUUCAGGGAUACAUUAUACCGUACUGUAGAUUAUAUUAAUAUACUGACCAGCUUUUGAUGCAGGCCGCUCUGACAGGCUACAUUGAUUUGGUUCUUUUUUAAUAGGCCAGUUAUCUCUGCAGCUGGGCCAUCCUGUUGCCUUCCGCUGAAUUUUGAAUGCUUCUCUGGAUGUGUGACCGUCUAGUGUUUUAUUUGGCCGCCGCAUGAAUUCUCCCACCGGAUCCUCGUCCGUGUACGCUGCUGUCCUCCUCCUCCUCCUCCUCUUCUUCCUCCUCCGGCCGAUUCUCACAGAGGGCACUACCCUCCUCCUCCUCCCUGCUGCUAAAGACAUUUUGAUCGUCCUCCCCGGUUCCCCCCACCCGGACUCGACCAUCACUUCUCCGCCUGCCUCCUCAUCCUCCUCCUCCACCACCACCGCCGCCGCCUCCUCCGUAACAUGUCGGGACAGUCUUUGACCGACCGGAUCGCCGCGGCGCAGCACAGCAUGACCGGCUCUGCCAUCAGCAAAGCCGUCUGCAAGGCCACGACGCAUGAAGUCAGCGGACCCAAGAAGAAACACCUUGACUACCUGAUCCACUGCACCAAUGAGCUGAACGUCAGCAUCCCCCACCUGGCAGACACACUGCUGGAGCGCACAACUAGCAACAGCUGGAUUGUGGUUUUCAAAGCGCUCAUCACCACACACCACCUCAUGAUGUACGGCAAUGAGAGACUGAUGCAGUACCUUGCCUCCAGGAAUACACUCUUCAACCUCAACAACUUUCUAGAUAAGGCUGCACUACAAGGGUAUAACAUGUCAACCUUCAUCAGACGCUACAGCCGCUACCUGAAUGAAAAAGCCAUGUCUUACAGACUAGCAGCAGUGGACUUCACAAAAAUGAAGAGAGGGGCUGAUGGUGUGAUGCGCACCAUGAACACAGAGAAGCUGAUUAAGACUUUGCCCAUCAUUCAGAACCAGCUGGAUGCACUGCUGGAUUUCCAGCCAAACUCCAACGAGCUGACGAACGGCGUGAUCAACACAGCUUUCAUGUUGCUGUUUAAAGACUCCAUACGGUUGUUUGCCGCUUAUAACGAAGGCGUCAUCAACAUGUUGGAGAAAUACUUUGACAUGAAGAAGAACCAGUGCAAAGAAGCUUUGGAGAUCUACAAGACCUUCCUCAACAGGAUGACCAAACUGUCCGAGUUUCUCAAAGUGGCGGAGCGAGUUGGGAUAGAUCAGGGCGACAGCCCCGAUCUCACACAGGCUCCCAGCUCUCUCCUGGAGGCUCUGGAGCAACAUCUAGCCUCGCUGGAAGGCAGGAAGCUCAAGGACCUCUCCACUGCCAGCAGAUCCAGCACCUUGUCCAGUGCAGUGUCGUCUCUCUCCAGCACGGGGAUCUCUCUCACCCGUAUGGAAGACAAGACAGAGGACAACCGACUGCAGCAACACAAGGAGGACGGUCAUAAAGUGAUCGACAUUCAGACGCCCAACGUGUCACCCAGCACCCAAUCGGUGGGCAGUGCCAACAGCAGUGGAGGGGCCACAGAUCUCUUCUCUAACUCACCUGUCGUACCCAUCAACAACCAUGUGCCAAACCUGACUAGUGAGCUGUUCACCCUGCAGCCUAACUUCACCCCCAUCCAGACCACACACACUGUGCCCAACAAUAACAAUGCCUGGGGAGGUGACUUGCUAAAGCCAUCCCCACCCACUCAAAUUCACAGUCCUGGAGCCCCGUUGCACUCUGGGAAGAUGUUGCCCAAUGAUUUGGACUCAUCUUUAGCCAACCUUGUUGGCAACCUGCAGUUUGGGGGGACGCCAGCUAAAAAGCCAGAGCUCCAGUGGAGUCAGCUCGUAGAGAAGAAGCCGACGGGGGGUAGUGGUUGGCAAUCGAAGGCCAUGUGCGCCAGUACCAACUGGACUCACACCACCCAUCCCAUGGCACCUGCACCCAUGCCAGUCCCUCAGAUGAAUGGGAUGAUCUAUACUGGCUAUGCUCCAGCACCAGUGGCUUUUCCUAUGACGACACCCCAAGUGCCUGUGUAUGGAAUGCUCCCUCCUCAGAUGAAUCAUCAGAUGGGGGGCGUUCCCAUGAUGCCCCCACAGCCUGUCAUGUAUAACCAGCCUGUCCUGAGACCCACCAAUCCUUUUGGACCCAUCCCAGGAACACAGAUGCACUUCAUGUAGGGAUGAUGUUGUAACCAUGGCAGCAAAGCUGAGAGAGAAGGCGAGAGGAAAGAGAUGGAGAGAAAGAGUCGACAGCGAACGCAAAUCCAGAACCAAAUCCAGCGCAGGAGAAAGAAAGAAGAGGGCAGAGAGGAAAAGGGAGGGGAGAGGGAGAAGGAGAGAGGACCAGAGGAUGGAUAGAAGUUGAAAUGCUGAUGUCAGUUUCCAUGUCACCUGACCCUCUAAAUCUCCUCUCCUCUCUCCGUGUGGCUACUGAUCUCUCUGUCUUUGAAUCUAUAGUGCUGGGGCACCAGAGGCUCUGCAUUAGUCCCACUCAUCCUCUGCUUGAUUUGCCAGUUCAAAUGGCAAUUACGACCUGUGAUGACACUAUGAAGACUGACAGCUCUGUGGAAGUGCAGAAGCUCUUUGGCCACUUCCCCCACCCCCUCAUACUGAUAAUUUCCUGUAUAAAGGCUUACCCGCAUCUCUCAACUGAAUCAAACUUGGACAUGCGUCUCUUUCUCUGAUUGGAUCGUUUGCUGGCACUUUACUCUAUGUGACCUUUGCCAAGGGUGUAUUUCUGUGUAGGUGAUUUUUAGCAUCUUGUUCAGAUUGGUUCCCGGUAACGUGUCAUCCAUCCAUCUCCCGAUGUCAGAAGUUAUUGAUUUCAAUGCGUGUGUGUAUGUGCGUGUGUGUGCUCCUGCUCCUUUUUCUACAUUUCAGCGUGCUGCAUCCACGCAUCCAUUUGAGUCUUUUUACGAGCCCCAUUUGUUCUUAAUUGCCAAUUUCACUCUGAGAAUCGGGCGUAAUACAAUUGACAUGCUUGUGUGAUUGUGGAUGGACGUGGAGCUGUGUAGGGUGUGUUACUGUGUGUUUCUCUUUUGGUACCUGAUGUCAUUAAUGUGUUGCCAGGUACCAAUGUGUUACUGCACUGGAACUAACUAAUGAAAGCACUGAGCCAGACCCAGGCAUCACAUUUGGAUGUAAACAAACCCCCACUACACACUGUGUGUUUUAUUUUUUUUGCCCUCUUCUACAGCCGUGCAAUAUCAUUGAACCUUAUUACAGUCUUAUCUGCCCGUCUGUAGCCUGGUUAGAAGCUUUUUCUGCUGUAGUGUUCCUGCGUGUCCACAUGAGAUUUCUGUACAGAACAUGUUUUUUUUUUUCCUGUUUGUUUUCUAACCUGUUCUGUUAACACCUGAACUGCUCUAAAAGUAGUGAAAAAUGCACUGAGAGCCACACAGAGGUGAGUUAACAUUAGGCGAUUCUCAAUCUAGCCGAUCAGAAAUGGUCUAACUCCCAACUGUAUGAUAUCCUCCCUGUCCUGAGCAUUUGUCCUGUCCAAAAUUAGUCUCCUGUCAAGUGCUUUUCACAUCCAGAAACACUGGAUAAGAGUAAUUACUGAAGCAGAAGUCUCACCUCCACUGGGAGGAUUUAAAGGCAACCACUGAGAAGGGGGUUAUUAAUGUAGAGUGAACGUUUAUGGACAGGACAGCUAAAGGUCAGUCAGAGACGUCAAAUGAACGACAGAGCAUUGGGAAGCAGCUGAGGGUAAUGUCUGUCGAUCACGACCCGAGCAAAACCUGCAGCGAUGGCGCAAAGAUUAAUUCGGACAGCCAGACACGGGGAGGCUCUAAUGAGACAUUAAAUGUUAAUGUGGAUUUUUGAGGAGAUCCAAGGUCAAGUUAGACCCACAGUCAGAUGAUAUAUAUAAAAAUAUAUAUAGCACAAACCUUCAAAGAGGGGACAAUGCUCUGCUGCACAAAAACCUAAAAUCAUUGCUGGGAUGUACAGUCGAAAGGGGCAAUAAUCGAUUGGGUAUGAAGUUGUUUUUUUAUUGAUUGUGUCUGUUCUAUGUACAUGUACUGUAUGUGUGUUUGUGUGCACAUGCCUUCCCAUAGAGAAACAAACAGGGUCAUGUUCCUCGGUUAGAGAUGGCAUAUCUCUAGCGAGACGGUAGCUCGUACUAACUUAGCAAUGAGUGUUAUUGUGCCCGUGUCUGUACAACACCACAUCAUUUUAAGGUGGCUCUAGGUUCACUCAUCUGCUGAAAAAUGCAAAAAAAAAACAAAACAAAAAAAAAAAAAACCCUGCAUCGUCAGAUCUGGAAUCUCAAAGUGAGUCUGAAGCAAACUUCUCCAGACAGCUGGAGCUGCACAGGCUGGUGAUUUCUAACAAAAACCAUCAGAGAAUCGCAACUGUAACUGCUGGCUGUGUAAAAAUCAGUCUCACCGCAGUUACAGCUCAACAACCAGCAGUGAGAUUUGUGCUAGAAAUCAUCACUGAGCAGGCAGAUAUUCUCUGAGAUUUCACUUUUGAAUGAACAUAAACACAAGAGGUCAGCUGAGAUUUGGAUAUUUCCUUUGGAAAACUGUUGUACCAUUGCUCCUUGUUGCAGUUAUUUGUCGUUCUCUGUCAGAUGAAUGAUCUCUUCAUUGUGCACUUCACUCCCACAACAGAGCUCGAUCCAUUCUGGGCCAACCUCUGACUGUUACUGUGUCCUCUGUAUAUAGGUAAUGCUGUUCAUGUGUUUUUAGACGUGCUCUCUCUGUAAAGUGAUCGAAGCCCCAUUGGAUGACGUACUGUACGUGGGACAAUUUAUUGCUGUAUCCGUGUUUGAAUGGUUGUAUUUUGAAGGUGUCAUCAU